This is a messenger RNA of Gallus gallus (chicken), 7332 nucleotides long. It is a transcript of the gene MYRF, whose product is annotated as chromosome 5 open reading frame, human C11orf9. Gene Ontology annotation, cellular component: endoplasmic reticulum membrane; nucleus. Gene Ontology annotation, molecular function: sequence-specific DNA binding; DNA-binding transcription factor activity. Gene Ontology annotation, biological process: central nervous system myelin maintenance; positive regulation of DNA-templated transcription; protein autoprocessing. The transcript is spliced from 27 exons. The record is from RefSeq and is a predicted model, not a curated record. Bases 253 to 3759 code for a protein of 1168 amino acids. Lineage: Eukaryota; Metazoa; Chordata; Aves; Galliformes; Phasianidae.
GGGACCAGCCAUGAGGCAGGAAAAGGUGCCGUGGAGCUUUGGGGAGAUGUGACCGGGCUGCUGGUGACUCAGAGAUCCUGCUGACACAAGGGCUGCUGCCUGCAACGGGUAUCGGAAAGAGAUGCUGGCCCAGAGGGGGCCCUGCUGGGGUGGGAUGGAGGAUCCAGCUGGGCCAAAGAAGUGCUGCUGUUGUUGUGAUGUGUCCCUUCCUGUGAGGGCAGGCAGCUGUGGUGCUGACCCCAUCGUGCCUGGAUGUGGUACAGUGAUCCCAAAGGCUGGCUGAGGCCAGGAGCCUCGUGGAAGGCGUUUCUGUGUCUGGGGCGCACGCAAGUGCAAGAAGGCAGCGGCCACGACAUUAAUGGAGCUCUGGAGCCAUCUAACAUCGACACCAGCAUCCUGGAGGAGUACAUCAGCAAGGAGGACUCACCAGAUAUCUGUUUCCCUGACAUCUCUGCUUCAUCUGGCUGUGCACACCCCCAGCCCUCCAGCUCAGCCACCGUCAACGCGCCUCUUCCCAGUUCCGUCGGCAGUGCUGGGCAUGUGAACAACCCUGCUUCCAGUGGUUCCCUCCACCUUCCUCCCCCGGGCAGCCAGAUCCCGAUCCGUCACGGUCCUCUCCUGGCCAACCCUUGCGGACCCAGCUAUGGUGCUCACCUCAACUGCAAUAACAACAAUGGCAUGGCGGUGCCCAAGGGCUACCUCGGUGGCCACUGCCUAAACAACAUGGUCCCUCCAAUCAAAUCGGAGCCCAAGGCCUCCUACGCACCUGGCACUUUACCCGACUCUCCCCCUGACUCUGGUUCAGAAGCCUACUCCCCUCAGCAGGUGACUGAUCCUCACCUCCUCCGGACCAUGACCCCCGAGAACAUGUGCCAUGUAAUCCCCCCGUCCCGCCUGGAGCACCCCCCGCCGCCGCCACCUCCUCCUCCUCCUCCUCCCCACCUGCAGGCCGUGCCCCCUCCUUCCCACCCGCACUACCCUGGCCUGCAGCGGGACCUGUACAUGAAGGCUGAGCCCCUGAUGCCACCCUAUGGCAUGGGGCAGGGCAUGGCACCAGCUGACCUCCACCACGCUCAGCAGUCACAGAUGCUGCACCAGCUUCUGCAGCAGCACGGAGCAGACCUCCCGGUGCACCCUGCCAAGAAAAGGAAGCACUCCGAGUCGCCCCCCAACACCCUCAGCGCACAGAUGCUCAAUGGGCUGAUAAAGCAGGAGCCAGGCAUGGGGUCUGUGCCACUCAACCCCGACAGAGUUCCCACUCCUCCUUGGCACCAGCCGGGACCUCUCUCUCCAGGCCUGAUCCAGGAUAACGACAGCUUGAAUGGCUCCUACCUAGACCCCAACUACCAGUCUAUAAAGUGGCAGCCACAUCAGCAAAACAAGUGGGCAACUCUCUACGAUGCCAACUAUAAAGAACUCCCCAUGCUCACCUACCGCGUGGAUGCUGACAAAGGGUUCAACUUCUCCGUGGGCGACGACGCCUUCGUGUGCCAGAAGAAGAAUCACUUCCAGGUCACGGUCUACAUCGGCAUGCUUGGAGAUCCCAAGUAUGUGAAGACCCCCGAGGGCCUGAAGCCCUUAGAGUGCUUCUACCUGAAGCUGCACGGAGUGAAGCUAGAGGCCUUGAACCAGUCCAUCAACAUUGAGCAGUCGCAGUCCGACCGCAGCAAACGGCCCUUCAACCCUGUCACGGUCAACCUGCCUCCAGAGCAGGUCACCAAGGUCACUGUGGGGCGGCUGCACUUCAGCGAGACCACAGCCAACAACAUGAGGAAGAAAGGAAAGCCCAACCCAGACCAGAGGUAUUUCAUGCUCGUGGUAGCCCUGCAGGCACACGCACAGAACCAGAACUACACGCUUGCAGCCCACAUCUCUGAGCGCAUCAUCGUCCGCGCCUCCAACCCUGGGCAGUUUGAGAGUGACAGCGAUGUGCUGUGGCAGCGGGCUCAGCUCCCUGAUACUGUUUUCCACCACGGCCGGGUGGGCAUCAACACGGACCGCCCCGAUGAAGCCCUCGUGGUCCAUGGCAAUGUGAAGGUGAUGGGUUCCCUGAUGCAUCCGUCAGAUGUCCGAGUGAAGGAGGACAUCCAGGAGGUGGACACCACAGAGCAGCUGAAGAGGAUCUCGCGGAUGCGGCUGGUGCACUACAACUACACACCUGAGUUUGCAGCUACGGUGGGCAUCGACAACACCUCUGAGACAGGUGUCAUUGCUCAAGAGGUGAAGGAGAUCCUCCCUGAAGCUGUGAAGGACACCGGGGACCUGGUCUUUUCCAAUGGGAAGACUCUGGAGAACUUCCUGGUGGUGAACAAGGAGCGCAUCUUCAUGGAGAACGUGGGAGCUGUGAAGGAGCUGUGCAAGCUGACAGACAACCUGGAGACCCGCAUCGAUGAGCUGGAGAGGUGGAGCCACAAGUUGGCCAAGCUGAAACGCCUCGACAGCAUGAAGUCAACUGUGAGCUCUGGGGCAUUCAGCCAAACGGGAAGCCAGUUCAGCCGUGCAGGAAGCGUGCCCCACAAAAAGAGGCCUCACAAGAUAGCCAGCAAGUCACCGUCGGUUGUCCCGGAGCAGGCCUGUAUCAGUCAGCGCUUCCUGCAAGGCACCAUCAUUGCCUUGGUGAUCAUCAUGGCCUUCAGUGUGGUGUCCAUGUCCACGCUCUACGUGCUGAGCUUGCGCAGCGAGGAGGACCUUGUGGACAUUGAAGGCUCUUUUGCUGUGCCCACUGCCUGUCUCCUGGCCCUCUUUCGGCACAGGGGUCCCGGGGUCCCAGUUGCUCUGUGUCCACGGUCAAGCCAGAACAUCGACAAAACGCAGAUGGUGCGAUCCACAGCUGCGUCAGACAGAGCCAGCAGCGGGACCCCAACACACCACGUCACAUCAGACGUGCUCGACUUACUCGAUGCUUUACCUGGUCACAGCGUGCUUGCCUGCUUCAACCCACCGUGUUUCUCCACGUGCUGCUCUGCUGCUCCCACCAAUGCCUCCUCUGUUGUUGCCCUCUCUGAGGCCAGCCCUACUCAUGCCACCAAUCAGACAGACCAAAGUCAGACCUCACUGCAGCCAGUGACAAAUAUCAAAGCCAAAUCCAGGGGCAUCACCAGGAAGGCGACCUCCUACACCAAGUGGCCAAAGACGCCUGACAGGUCUCAGAGCUUCGGCAGCCCCAAUGCCAGCCCCUCCUCCCCCUUCACCCACCUCCAGGGCAAAUCCAAGUACAUCUCCAACCUCUCGCUCUCCCGCAGCAACUCCCCACUGGGGCAGGCCCGGCCGCAGCGCAGCAUCAGGCAGCCGGUGAGCGAGUGGCCCCACACGCAGGACCCCAGCACGGAUGGGCCGAGCCCAGUGCUGCGUUCCAUCCGGAUCCUGGAGAUUGAUAUGGCCAUCCAGUCCCCGUUCUGCGCGGCCAGCAACGCGUGCAGGACUGGAAACUUCACCUACCGCAUCCCGAUCAGCCAGCUGACAGCAGUGAACACCAACCUGACCCUGGAGAUGAACUCCUCCUCUGUGCUGUCCAUCUCCCUUUGUGGCCUUAUCUCCAGUGACCCUUGCCAGGACGUUGCGAGCACAGACAGCUUCAGUGAUGGCACGGACACACAGGAAACGAUGCACCGUUGGCCUCUUGUGAUGCUGUCUUUCAGGGAGUUCACCUACCACUUCAGGGUGGCACAGACUGGCCAAGCCAACUGCAGCACUACUCCCGAACAGAUGGGACACCUUUUUACUGACUAUUAUUUUCAGUUUUACUGGCUCUGUGAGUGAGUCCUGGCAGCACCAGUGCCCUUUGGUUGGAGAGAGGAGGGGGACUGGUGACACCGGGGAACCUCCUGUACGCCCUCCUCCGCUUGACCCCCAGCCCCACCUCAGCCCCAUCGCCCUCCUCGGGGGUGGAGAUGGUUUGGUUGUGGCUGGCAGUGCUGACACCGAAGUACAGCACACACAGAACACAGGACCUAAGCCACAGAAACACAACCAGCCCCGCGCCAUCUCCUGGGCUCACCUGGCACCAACACUGCCCCAAACACCCCUCCUUCCCUUCUGGGGACGUUUGUGUCCUCCACCCCCCUGCGACACUGGAUUUGAAAGCAUUACACUGGACACAACGUGGAUGGAUCAGCCGCAUCCCAGAGCACGGGACUGGCCCAGCCGUGCCACGUCACUUCUCCACAACACUGGAAUUGCUCAACACUGGAGCCCUUUCCAAGAGGGAAAAGCUGGAGUUUCACCUGGAAAGGAAAGGCUGUGCCUGGACAUACUGGAAGUUGUACACUGGAGUCGCUGUUCUUUCUGCUUGGACCUGCAGCCCCACUGGACCCCUGGAGACCUCAGGACCCCUGUUCUCCACAGAAGGUGCAGCUUCCACAUUUGCAACCCCUCCCCCCCUUCCUCGCUGUGCUGUCACCAUAUCCAGGUCAGGAUGGAUAAACUCCAGAACCCCACUAAAGAUGCUGCUCAGGCUGUGCCCAGGCCAAACCACACGUGGGGACGCUUAACCAUCAACUCAUGGGAGGAGAACUACCCCAAGCCAUCCGUGUUAAGUGUUGCUUAAACACUGUGGGACCCGUUUUCUUCGCUUGCCAGCGGUGCUUGGCCACUUGUGAUGUGCACAGAGCUGCCCAGUUGGCUCUGAAGAAGAAGACAACUGGCCAAGCCUGGUGUGCCCUGCAGAGCAAGGCUGAGCUGCUGGGGAUGCGUGGUGUGGUUUCACUGCACCGCCAGCAUAAUGGGGGGAAGCAGCAACGACAGUGAGUUCUCACUGUCUGCUCUCAGAACGCAGUUGUGUUGAGUGUACUCUGGGUAUUCUACUGUUACAAGUUCUUAACUUGCUAAACUACUGAAUUUAAUGUUGUUUUGUUUUUUUUUUUUUUAAGCCGCAUAAAAAAUGGGUCUCUUAAUUCUGUCCCUGUUGAGCUCUGUGCGUCUUGCAUAGGAAACCGAAGGGGGGCACUGCUAAGCUCCACGUUAAAGCCUGACUGCUGCAGCAGUGCUGGGAUGUCAGCUCCCAGCACCCACAUGUCCUCCUCCUCCCUGUCCUGCUCCAGCUAAAGGAGACCACCACCACCAGCUCCAGAAAACGGAGGCUCAUUUUCCUAAGGAAGCAGCACUGGGGGAUGGCAGCGAGGGGGGACACUGCUGUCCUGAAGGAAACCCUAAAGCUGACGAAGAGAAGAGCACAGUUUCCUUUGGGAAACCACAUCAGGACCUGGCUGCUGCGCUAUGUUCUGUCAGUGGAGACGGAUGCAGCGAUCCCUUUGCCAGCUGCAGGCCAUGCUGUUUCCAUCACUGAGGAGCAGAGGGCAGGAGCAGCUCUCUACCACCACCAGCAGGCUCUUCUGCUCUGGAGAAACAAACGAGCUGCAAAGAUGUUUCACCCGAUAGAUGAUUCCGACGUGCACCCCUUCUGUUCCAGAGCUCCCUUCUGAGCCUGUCCCAGCAGAGCAGCCGCAGCCUUGCAAUUCCUUGCAGCAUCACUGGGAGUUUACGUGGCUGCCCCCCCCAACCAGGACCUUGCCCUUCCCUUUAUUUGCAGGGCAGUUCCAAGGUCAGAUCUCUAUUCCAACGCUGCGCCCGUGGGCAGCAGCGGAUGAUAUGGAUGAUGCUCUCCAGUGAGCGCGAUGCACUGAAGCCUGGGCAGCCAGUAACCUGAGGGUGAGCAGGGAAAAUGCCAGGCAGCCACAAAGGAAUGAAGUUUAGGGAGACCUUUGGGGAGCUCGGAGGGAGAGCAAGAGGCACAAACGGGUCAGCUGUGUGCUCAGCAGGAUUUUCCGCUUCUGCAAGGAAACCCUCCCGGUGGAGCUCUCCGGGGAGGAUGCUCAGCACUCUUCUUUCCACCUGCCCUAAGCGUUCUGCUCAGCCUUAAGCUGAAUGAGUUACUUUCUUGGCAGCUUUUGCUCUCCACUUGGCAAUGAGUGGCUCAGCCAGUCCUCAUCCAGGCGAGCGACGCCCUGCGCUCUGCCAGCUCUGCUCAGCUGAGGGGCAGCCUUCUCAGACCCCGCUGCCAUUUCUCCUACCUGCCCACGCUCUCUUUCAGCCCCCCCACGGAGGUAACAGGCAGUGCCGUGACGGCUGGAGCUGACAGUGCUGCCUGCAAUCACUGCCACCAAUCCACCCUUGCCAACGGAGCCCAGAGCCACGCGUGCGUCUCCCCGGCUGCAGGCAGGGAGGGAGAAAGCAAUCAACCACUGGACACGUGCCAGCCCAAGAGGAGAUGGGGGUCUCUCGGGCGUCCCUGUGACGCUCCGCCAUUAGGUUACAAUGGCCUCAGCAAACCAAGUGCCUAAUGGGCUAUGGGAACAUCUCCAGUGCCUUGUUCUGCCAACAGGGUUCCCUACGCCUGUAUGUCUCAAAACCCGCGGUCUGUCAGCUUGAGAAAUGAGAUGAGGCAACACCCAAAGUGCUACAGGUGGUCCUGCCCCUGCACAGCUGUUUUACAGCAGGAAAACAGGAGGGGCUGACAGCAAUCCGUGGUAUCAGAGGAGAGAAUCAGAAUGUCGUCUUCAGCAUCUUAUGUUGCAGUAAUACCUUUUGUCUUAACGUACAUCACAAAUCAUACACCUGUUCCACCAGCAGCCAAGCAGGAAUGAUCUCAGAAGGGUUUUGUGACAAAAGAAAAAGUCAAGAAGAUUGCUUCUCAGCCCACGGAAACAGCUGUUUGCACAGACCACCCCUAGAAGGCUCUCUGCCCCACCCAUCCAUACCCACUGCCGUGUUCCCCAUCCCCAAUCAGUAACCAGAGAGUUCACAAUCAGGCCUUUACCUGCGUGAGACGGAGGGAGCUCUGAGCCAACGUCUCCAGCCCUGCAGCUCGGGGAAACCCUUCUUCAGCUGGAAACAGGAGCUUCAUCUCUCUAGACAUUCUUGGCAGGAAGGAAGACAAGCGUGGAAAUGAGGCCACUUGCCAAAGUUUGGCCGUUUCGGAGUUUGUUUCAAAAGCAAAUUCACAAACAUUCUGUCCUACUGUCAAGAGCUUAAAGCCUGUAAAUAGAGACUAUACCACCACUGCAAGAAUUAAGGAAAAAAUAAAAUAAAUAAAAAAAAAAGUAAAGCACUAAUUUGUUUGGUUUAAAUGUUGCUGUCACAGCUUUAAUCACUGUAUAUUGCCAGCCAGUUCGUAGAGUUGCCUUCUUAGCAGGUAUUAUUGAUUAUAGGUUUUUAUUUGUGGGGAACAAGCGUGGUUUCCCUUCCUUUCUUUCUGAUUUAUAUUUAUAUUUUGCUAAAUUGGAGUGCCGAGUCUCCGGAUUCCCCACUUUUAUGUUUGGCUUAUUUAGACUUUGUUUUAUGCUGGAGGUAAAUAUGCCUAUAUAAAUAAAUAUAUGAAUAUUGCUUUGUAUCCAA